Molecule: messenger RNA, 447 nt
Organism: Suillus subaureus
Lineage: Eukaryota; Fungi; Basidiomycota; Agaricomycetes; Boletales; Suillaceae
Exons: 2
Source: RefSeq, a predicted model, not a curated record
GAUAUGUUCAAAACCAAAUAUCACCCAAACAGUGGACACACCCCAGCCAUUGAGACCUUCUCCACCUUUGGACACUCUGUUGAGGCAGAGGCUAGUUCCAUACCCAUUGUCAAUGAUACACUGUGGCAGCCUUUCAUGUGCUGUGCAGAUUUCGAGUUCACAGAACUUGCACACCAAGCAGCACUCAAUAAGGACCAGACCAACAAGAUGCUGCAGUUGAUAUGGCAGAUUGUUGAGGGACAAGCAAAGUUUACAUUCAGAUCUCACACUGAAGUGUUAAAAGCCUGGGAUCAAGCAGCCACUCAGAUGACACCUUUCAAGAAGCAUAUCAUCUCUGUCCCUUACAAGAAAGAGGAAUUUGAAUUUGAUGUACAUACAUGGCCACUGUGGGAUUGGGCUAUGGACUUGUUGCAAGAUCCAUUGUUGGUACUGCACUUUGUUUGGGAU